CAACCCUGAUUCUACUCAACAACCCCACUGCAUGUUGACACUUGACUGCGUCUGGAAAACAGCUGAGCAAAGACCAAACAACAACCAUCUAUCAGACUUUAGCUACUUAUAGAAGUAUACAAUCUGAACAUUGACCCGUAGCUUAACAUGGCACUUGAGGAAUAUUCACAAAGAAGCUAGCUAAUACAGUUAAUGCGAAGAGAAGAAAAAAAACGGAUUUGCAGUUUGGAAGAAACCAGGAAGAUGUUUGAGAAUUUCAAAGAAAGGUUGCAGACGGUGCAGCAAGAUUUCACAACGGGGAUGAAGACUCUGAGUGACAAAUCAAAGGAGGCCAAAGUAAAGCAGAAACACAGACAUGAACAUCUGACACAGUUUUCUGCUGGAGUAGAACUGCUCAGUCGGUAGGUGUUGCUCUCAUUGGAUAUAACUUUGGACCAGGCCCCACAGGUCUCUUUGGAUCAGGCUCCACAGGUCUCUUUGGACCAGGCCCCACAGGUCUCUUUGGACCAGGCCCCACAGGUCUCUUUGGACCAGGCCCCACAGGUCUCUUUGGACCAGGCCCCACGGGUCUCUUUGGACCAGGCCCCACAGGUCUCUUUGGACCAGGCCCCACAGGUCUCUUUGGAUCAGGCCCCACAGGUCUCUUUGGACCAGGCCCCACAGGUCUCUUUGGACCAGGCCCCACAGGUCUCUUUGGACCAGGCCCCACAGGUCUCUUUGGACCAGGCCCCACAGGUCUCUUUGGACCAGGUCCCACAGGUCUCUUUGGACUCAUUUGUAUAGAAGUAUACAAUCUGUAUACAAUCUGAACAUUGACCCGUAGCUUAACAUGGCACUUGAGGAAUAUUCACAAAGAAGCUAGCUAAUACAGUUAAUGCGAAGAGAAGAAAAAAAACGGAUUUGCAGUUUGGAAGAAACCAGGAAGAUGUUUGAGAAUUUCAAAGAAAGGUUGCAGACGGUGCAGCAAGAUUUCACAACGGGGAUGAAGACUCUGAGUGACAAAUCAAAGGAGGCCAAAGUAAAGCAGAAACACAGACAUGAACAUCUGACACAGUUUUCUGCUGGAGUAGAACUGCUCAGUCGGUACGAAGACACCUGGGUGACUCUCCACAGAAAAGCUAAAGACUGUGCGAAAGCUGGAGAGACAGUGGAUGGAGAGGUGGUGAUGCUGUCUGCACACUGGGAGAAGAGAAGAGCAGCAGUGGUGGAACUACAGGAACAACUACAGCAGAUCCCAGGCUUCCUCACAGACCUGGAGACGUGCACCAACCGCAUCGCCCACCUGGAGGCAGACUUUGAGGAGCUGGAGAGCCGGCUGAUGUACCUGGACAACCUGUGUGGUCAGUGUGAGCAGCAGCGUUUCAGACACUUCCAGGUCCUGCAGCUGGAGAACUACAAGAAGAAAAAGAGGAAAGAGCUGGAGUCUCUCAAAGCCGAGCUGGACUCUGAGCACGCCCAGAAGGUGCUGGACAUGGAGCACGCCCAGCAGGGGAAGCUGAAGGAGAGGCAGAAGUACUUUGAAGAAGCUUUCCAACAGGACAUGGAUCAGUACCUCUCUACUGGCUACCUGCAGAUCACUGACAGAAGAGGGCCAAUAGGUAGCAUGUCUUCCAUGGAGGUGAACGUCGACGUUCUGGAACAGAUGGACCUGAUGGACGUGUCAGACCACGAGGCCCUCGACGUCUUUCUCAACUCUGGAGGAGAAGACGACAGCCUGACCUCCUCACUCACCUCAGGUCCAGACCCUGAGUCGUUGUCCUCUGAGAUCUCCCUGCGGGUGCCCACCCAGGCGGAACUGAGGAACAAGCCGUCUUCCUUCUCCUCCACGGAGCCAGGCUCAGCCGGCCAGGACACCAGCCAGGCCACCAGCCUGGGGGAGUGCCAGGACACCAGCCAGGACACCAGCCUGGGGGAGUGCCAGGAGGGGGAGGGCAGUGAGGCCAGCGGAGACGGAGACCAGCCCCUGGUACUGCCAGACGAGGAGGAAGUGCAGGCCGACACAGCCCUGGUGUCGUUGCCCGAGGCAGAGAUGUUCAAGAACUCUGACGACAGCGACUCGCAGGCCUCUUAGGAGCCGUCACAGAGCUGCCCCCUGGGUGAGACCGGCUCUAGGCGGUAUAGGGCAGCUCCUAGACGCUGAUCUGGGGGUCCGUUUUGCAUUUUUUCCCCCAAAAACUUUUUUUCUUUUCUGUUUUUUUUAUAAAUGAAAUGUAGCUUCCUUCCUUGUAUCCAAUUCUAAGUAAAUAAUAAUAAAGUUGUUUAAAAUGUU
This is a messenger RNA of Oncorhynchus kisutch (coho salmon), 2269 nucleotides long. Its product is annotated as dysbindin-A. The coding region runs from base 875 to 2071 and encodes 398 amino acids. Gene Ontology annotation, cellular component: cytoplasm; synaptic vesicle membrane; BLOC-1 complex. NCBI's taxonomy places the organism in Eukaryota, Metazoa, Chordata, Actinopteri, Salmoniformes, Salmonidae. The record is from RefSeq and is a predicted model, not a curated record. Gene Ontology annotation, biological process: regulation of synaptic vesicle exocytosis; anterograde synaptic vesicle transport; negative regulation of protein kinase activity. The transcript has 12 exons.